AUGGUCAAGUUCAACCUGACGUUGAUGGGGCUGUGCCUUGUCGGCUUCCUUUUGUCGAGCUACGCGUAUUCCGUCGAGGUGCACGCCGAGCGGGCGAAGCAGCUUGGUAUCACCUACAACGCCUACUGCGAUAUCGGGCCUUUCUCAUGCACGAAGGUCUUCUCUUCGGAUUUAAGCUCCGUCACGCACUUUUUUGGUCUUCCAAAGACCCCCAACGCGCUCGUGGGGAUGCUCUACUACACGGUGGAGAUGCUGUGCUGCUGGCAUCCAACGCUAAUCUUGAUUGUCAGCGCGCCGAGCAUCGUGGCCACGGUGUGCCUCGCCUUUAUUCUCACGGUCAUCCUGCAUGACUUCUGCGUGGUGUGCUGCUGCACCUAUGUGGUGAACGUGACAACGGUGUACGUUGCGUACCGAUGGUGGAAGCGAAGCGCGGCGAGCAAGGCGGCGGUAGCAUCGUCGUCAUCGAGGAAGUCCAAGAAGCGCGCGUGA
Leishmania mexicana MHOM/GT/2001/U1103 is the source of this 489-nucleotide messenger RNA. RefSeq lists its product as hypothetical. The transcript has a single exon. The record is from RefSeq and is a predicted model, not a curated record. The coding region runs from base 1 to 489 and encodes 162 amino acids. Gene Ontology annotation, molecular function: vitamin-K-epoxide reductase (warfarin-sensitive) activity. NCBI's taxonomy places the organism in Eukaryota, Euglenozoa, Kinetoplastea, Trypanosomatida, Trypanosomatidae. Gene Ontology annotation, biological process: peptidyl-glutamic acid carboxylation; vitamin K metabolic process.